Messenger RNA from Lycium ferocissimum, 558 nucleotides. RefSeq lists its product as uncharacterized. NCBI's taxonomy places the organism in Eukaryota, Viridiplantae, Streptophyta, Magnoliopsida, Solanales, Solanaceae. Bases 87 to 545 code for a protein of 152 amino acids. The record is from RefSeq and is a predicted model, not a curated record. The transcript is spliced from 3 exons.
GUGAGAAUGAUGCUUUAGCAAAGCCGAUAUCAAUCUUCAAUCGACCGGAGUUCGAGUUCAAAAAACGUACAAGAGAAUUUAAUGAUAUGGAGUCUAAAUCUGCAUCGCUACAUGUCUUGCUAAAUUGCCUGGAAGUUCAACGAUAUUAUGACUACUUUGUGCAUUUAAAUGGCAUUGAAAAAGUGUACGACCAGUUUGGGAAGUGGUUUAACGAUUAUGUUUACAGUACAGAGUAUGGUUACCAUGACCAACUUUUAAAGGACAUAUCUUGGGGACCCGGUAUGGUCUAUUCUAUGGACAAAUAUGUGGUAAAUGGUUUUAAAUUUACUACCGAAGAACGAUCUAAGCAUACAAAAACUAACAACAGCGGGGUUUGGGUUAAAGGUGGGGAUGGGAACCAAGCCGGGGUCGAUUAUUAUAGUGUAAUUAAGGAGAUCCUAGAACUGGAAUAUUCUGGUGGUGGCAAAAAAAGAAUUGUACUUUUUCGGUGCAAGUGGUUUGAUCCAACCCCAAAUAGAGGUACAAGGGUACUCGAGCAAAGAUAACAUCAUAGAAGUA